Molecule: messenger RNA, 2310 nt
Organism: Rotaria sp. Silwood2
Lineage: Eukaryota; Metazoa; Rotifera; Eurotatoria; Philodinida; Philodinidae
Source: the annotation of a GenBank genome assembly
AUGUUUAAUCAAAUUCAACAAGAAAGUCGUCGAUUAAGUAUCAAUUCGGCACUUCGUUCUGUUAUUGAUCUUGUAUGUACAUCUAAUAUACUUGUUAAUUCGGAAGAAUUUACUUCAUCGUCAUCUCAUUUUGAUAAUGAAGCAUUUACUGAAGGAUCAAUACUUAUUGCUAAUCGUCUGGUUGAUGUUCAAACAAAAUUAGUGUCUGAUUCAUUAUCAGUUAUUGAUGCUCGUCAAUCAUUUGGCCAAGCUAUGCAUACAUUACAAGAUUUUUAUGCUCAUUCGAAUUGGGUAGAAUUAGGGCGGCAAGUACCAAAUCAAGCGAUUGGUACUGGCACGACACUGGGAUUAUAUGCACCACAAUACCUUGAUACUUGUAGCAAUUGUACAGAGCAAAGUUGCGCUGAGAGAAAUAUUCUCUCUGAGAUUUAUAGUGGUCAAUAUUUGACAAGUGGAUAUUUUGAUAUAUAUCCUGGAGGUUCUUCUAAACCGAAAGGCAAAUGUAGUCAUGGUGGUCUACUUGAUAUGACAACUCAAACAGAUGCUGUAGGUUUUGGGAUUAACAAAGAUAAUGAAAUUUCUGAUCAUGGAUCAUUUCAUAUUAUUGCAGCUAAAAUUGCUCUUAUGGCUACAAUUCAACAAUUGGAAUCAUUGUGGUCAACUGUAGGUAAUGAUAUUUUUGGUCGAUUCUUAGGUUUUCAUUCAAGCAGUCUUGUUAUUGCAAUUGAUACGACAGGCAGUAUGCCGCCUGUUAUCGAACUAGUUAAAACAGUAGCUAUUGGUAUCAUCGAAUUUACACGUGACGAGAAUUCAUUAUUUCGACCUGCGAAUUAUAUAUUGUCACCAUUUAAUGAUCCCAAAUGGGGUCCACUAACAAUUACAACGGACGUUCAAUUCUUUAUAGAUAAAAUUAAGAAUUUGACUGUCGAUGGUGGUGGUGAUGAACCUGAAUUAUACUAUCAUGGUCUUAACGAAGCUCUUCAAGUAUGUGAAAUGAAUUCGAUUAUUUACACAUUUACUGAUGCACCAGCUAAGGAUGCUUAUCUUCGAUCAAAAGUAUUCGCACGUGCUACUGAACUUAAAUCCAGAAUUUUCUCGUUCUACGUUCGUAGUACAUCCACAUCUGGAAAAAGUCUUCGACGAAGAGAUGAAGAUGAAAUUUUAGAUGGCUCAGUAGAUGAUGAUCUGGCUACAGCUACGGGUGGAUCAACAAUUGGACUGAAUCCAUAUCGAGAUAUUAAUGCAACAACGACCUUUGUUAUUCGUCAUUUAUUUCCACAACAUUUAUUACUUAGUAUUACUGGAUCGGGCAUGAUCAAUAGAACAUUUACUGUCGAUGUCAAUAUCACUCGCAUAGAGAUCGAUUUAACAUCCAGCAGAGCUCUUUUCACAUCAACUUUCGAUUCAUUCCAUUUAAUUGAUCCCAAUGGUGUAUCAAUUACUCCAGUGCUAGUUGCUGCCGGGACCUAUUUUCAAUUAUAUAUCAUCGAGAAUCCAUGUUUUGGUUUAUGGCAUCUUUUAAGUAAUCAAUCAUACUCUCAUACUGUCGGAAUAACUAUUCCAGAAACUUCGAACACAUCAACUGUAACAGCAUGUCAUACAACAUUAAGUCAACGAAUUAUACGCGAGUCAAAUAAUGCUUAUGGACCCUUACUUAUUGCGCCUACUAUCAAUCAAUCAGAUCUUGUUUUAAUAACAUCAUGCAACAAUCUUCGAUCGUCUAUUCAAUCGGCUACUAUUGAGUUAGUUAAUAAACGCGGUGAAACUAUAUCAGUUUUACAUACAUCGAAUAUCACCACAACUGGAUCAAUCAUUUUACCUGUGAUAAUACCCGAUACUGAUUUUCGUAUGUUGACUAAAAUAAAAUUGACAGACAAUUUCAUAAUAGAACGACAAAGUAAUGCUCUCAUUUCACCCACCUCAAUUUUGAUCUCAAUUACGAAUCAACCAUACACGUUUACAAACAAUUCAAUAACUCCUAUUACAUUCACAAUCUAUAAUCAAGCUCAAGAAACUUUAUCAAUUCACAUGUGUGUGCUGGAUACAUUACAAUUAUUUGGCAUUAAUGGAACCUGUCAAAAAUAUACUGUUUCUAACAUGAGUUUCAUCCAUGAUACUUUGAAUAUCGAUAUAAGUACUUGGUUAGAAGAAAACAAUACUAGCAAUAUCAGCGAUGUAACAAGUGGAUCUAUGACAUUUGCCAUUAGUUCAACAAACAACAUCGGAAAAGUACUUAAAAAUCAUAAUAAAAUUUCUUUCUAUAUUCAAACACGAGAAUAUAAUCAUAUAUCACCGGAGACAAUCGAGUAA